Molecule: messenger RNA, 3887 nt
Organism: Limulus polyphemus (Atlantic horseshoe crab)
Lineage: Eukaryota; Metazoa; Arthropoda; Merostomata; Xiphosura; Limulidae
Product: mitogen-activated protein kinase 1-like
Exons: 7
Biological process (GO): intracellular signal transduction; protein phosphorylation
Cellular component (GO): nucleus; cytoplasm
Molecular function (GO): MAP kinase activity; ATP binding
Source: RefSeq, a predicted model, not a curated record
AUUUGUGAUUUUGGCCUGGCUCGUGUGGCUGAUCCAGAUCACGAUCACACUGGACUUCUAACAGAAUAUGUUGCUACCAGGUGGUACCGUGCACCAGAGAUCAUGUUGAACAGUAAAGGCUAUACAAAAUCAAUUGACAUCUGGGCUGUUGGAUGCAUCUUAGGAGAAAUGUUAUCAAAUAAACCUAUCUUCCCUGGAAAACAUUACUUGGAUCAGUUAAACCUAAUUCUUGGGAUUCUUGGUUCCCCAUCUCAAGAAGAUUUCAGUUGCAUAAUCAACGAAAAGGCUAGGAGCUACCUCCAGUCACUUCCACCUAAACCCAAAAUUCCAUGGGAAAAACUGUAUUCAGGAGCCAAUCCUCAAGCUAUAGAUCUUCUGGACAGGCUGUUGACUUUUAACCCCCAAAAGAGAAUUACUUUAGAAGAGGCACUUGCCCAUCCUUAUCUUCAGCAGUAUUAUGACCCUGAUGAUGAGCCCGUAGCUGAAAAACCAUUCCGAUUUGAAAUGGAGCUUGACGACCUGCCAAAGGAAAGACUCAAGGAAUUGAUAUUUGAGGAGACGGUGUUGUUUAAACAGAAUCUUCAGCAGUAAGUGCAGGAUUUUGUUUAACAGUGUCAGAAGAUUGUAUAAUCAUCUUUCUUUGUCUAACAAUGAAGCAGUUUGCCAGAUUUUUGAGUCAACUUUUCAAUACCCUAUCACCUGCUGUUGUGAUGAGGUAUUCACAAGACAAACACUGUCUCCGCCUGUAUUCUGACUCCUCUUACUGACCUUGCAUAAUUAUAUUAAUGUUACGAUGUAGUUCGUUUCUUUUUUUUAUCCCUAUUUACCACACUGGUGUGGCAUUGUUAACAGGGAACAUAUACUGGUCAAGAAUAAAGAUACCUAAUUGAAGUUCAAAUUGAGUACGUUAAGUGCUUUUUUUUUUGUUUAGUAUAUACCGAAAACUUGUUAGGUGCGAUGUUGAAGGAACUAUUUUGAUAUUAGGUAUUUUACAUCUUAAUAUUGAAUUCUCAAGAGGUUUUUUAGUAAUAGUUUGAAACUUAAAUUGGGCAUCCUUUUUAAUCGACCACAGUUUGAAAUGUAGAGGUAACGUGAACAUCUGUUUAAUUGUUUCUCACUAUAACUCAUGGUACUACUGGUAAGAUUCACAUUUUACUUCCAUGCUUGUCGUCAUUUUCCAGUAUAUAAGAGCUAGUUUCUAGUGUUAAACUUAUUGGUCAGUUCGUCAAUGGGUCACGUUAAUAUCAAGAUGGUCACGUUACACGUUGAGUUUUAUGAAUGACAGUUCGUUUACUUCUUUGAUCUGUGCGUUUCUAAGAAUUAAAAUUUUGAAGAUGUUACAAAUCGUAACAAUGAACAAUUGAUUCGCUAUCGUUUUUUUUAUAUUUAUACGUAACUUAAAAAAAUAAAAAAAAAACAAUCUUUUCAAAUAAAUGUAUUAUAAUGUCACUUAAAUCUAAAAUAUAAAAAGUUUAACUGUAUGUUCAAUGUAAAAGUUAAUAACAUCUGUCCAGUACUUGGGAAAAAAAUAUAUAUAUAUAUAUGUAUGUAUAAAUAUAUGUACAAUAUAUUUAAAUUAGAAUUUAGGACAUUACCUGAUUAAAAAUGAUAAUUAAAUAUAGUUCUGUGAGAAUUUUCUGAGACAGGGUGACUUAUAAAUAUUCCAGAAUAAAAACCAGAGAAACAAGAUUCAAGAAAUUUCAUUUUAUUCUCAUUAAAAAAACAAAUUCAAUGGUGAAAACUAAUUUCUAAAUAGUAAGUAUCCUUUACUAUUAUACCUCUUGAAGAACAAGAUCUAAUUCAUUAGACUCACUAAAAAAAAAAGUGUAUAAUGCACGAGUCAGUUAUAAUCUGAAAUUGGGUAACGUUAUUUUUGACCAUUAUGUGACCUUUACGUUUGUGCAUUUUUAGUGUCAUUACUCGGUGUUGUAAAUUAUUUCAGUUUGUGUUUGUAGAGCCAGAAAUAGAUCCUGCGGGUUGCAGAAAUUUUGGUGAUUAUAUUUUAAAUUAAUUCAAUAAAUUUAUUGUCUUUGCUGUAGAAACUUUUUCUCUAUUUUUCUCACAGUAUUUUCUCUAAUAGAUUGUUCAAUGUUUAACGGUUUUUCUGCUAAGGAAGUUUUGCUCGAUUCGGUUGUUAACGGAUUUUGUUUUUGACGCAGAUAUAGCUUGUCGGGACAACUGGAUAUAUAUAUAUAUAGCUUUCUAAUUUAAUAUAGGCUUAAUGUAAUUAACAGAUUUAACUCUUAUCCUAAACAGAAGCUGUCUUUUCUUGAUAUGGAGCCACAAAAUCUUUUGUAUACAGAUAACCGUUAAGUUUGCAGUAUUGUAAGGUUCUUUAAAAACGUGUAAUCGAAAUAUAAACUAGGAAUACUGUAUAGAUUGUCCCUCAAAUAGUUCUAUAGUGAUUUAGAAACACUAUAGAAUAUUAUUUGUAGUUGACGUUGGCAGUUGUUUUGAAUGUAAAAACAUGAGGAAUUCAUGUUGAUGAGGUUGUGAUUCAUUGAUUGAUGAUAUUUAAUCAUGUUAAAAUUCUAUUGAUCUUUAUAAAGUUAAUUUUUCAUUAGCUGAUUGGAUGAUUAGGUCUUAAUAAGGUGCUACUGUUCUGCGUGUUUUUUACAUCAUAUCAAGAAUGUUAAGUCUGUUUCUAAUGGCUAGAAACGGCGUUUCAAUGAAACUUAAAAAAAAAAGUGUUAGUGAAGUAACUGUAAAUCAGGACUUUACAAAAUAUUAUACAUAACAUUUAAUAAUGGAUUAAAACUUAGGUACUCGAAGAAAAGUUUCUUAAUCUGUUACAACUUCUUGUAUCAUUUUGUAACUACGUCUAAUAUUGAACCAAUUAAUCUUGUAAGAAACGUACAUUUAGGCUGUCAAAUAAUCCUGUUUUUUUUUUUUAUAGUUAUACCUAAUAUCUUGUAGUUUUAAGUAGGAAAGAACUGAAUUUAUUGUUUGUCGUAUGGUUUGGGAAUUUUUUGCAAAUAUGCACAUACACUUGUCAAGUGUUUGUAAAUUUGUGUGAAGUAACACAAAGGGUAACGUACUCUAACCUUUAAUCUGUACAAUUUAAAACCCAAACUUUUUUUUUCCAGUUGUAAAUGGUACGUCAGAUUUUUUUACGGACAAUAUUUAAAUGGAUCUGUAUUUUAUCCACUACAAGGUAACGAUAUUCAAAGGAUUUGUUGAAGCGUAAACGAGUUGAGGAGACGGUUAUCCUCUGUGGCUGUCUGCUGCAUUUUUACCUCACUGUAUUUUGUUGUGUUCUCAUAUUGAUUCACUGUAAACAAAAUUUACGAAACAUUUACCGAAACUUUGAAACUGUCGUUCCGGACAUUUAAAAGUAGAACAAAGUGUUUUACAAUUAACUUCAUAUAAGGUGCAGAAAUAAGUUAAAGAAGUACAAGUUUCAAGAUAAUAUUCCUCUUAAUUAAAUACUUAGGUUUACGAUUAAAGCCUAACCAUAAAUUACUUAGUUUUGUUUCCAGUUGUUAAAAAAUGAUAAACCUAAUAUUCAUUUCGAAAGUUAUCAUUAGUUAUACUAUAUAGAUUAUGCUACCGUAUCUUAUACGAAUUUGUGUGUGUCCGUAACAUUUCCCUCAGUUGCGUAUAUUAGGUGGUUGCUUUAGCUUCGUGUCUGCUGAUUAGAAAGUUUUAUUUUGAGAAAUCAGUGUUUCUACCCUUCCAUUAAUAGAUGUUGGAAUUAACUUUAAACACAGUUACCAAGGUUUUAACAACAUAUUUAUGAAUGAUUUUAUGGCUACUAGUUUUCAUACAAAAAAAAUCAGUUUUAUUCUUUCGAUAUGAAACUUGCAAAUGCUUGAUUUUAAGGUGUUGUAUUAGUGUAAUAAAUAAUUUCAGUUAAUAAAAAAAAUAGUUAAACGUAUGAACAGAAA